CCCCCACCCCCCACCUAGCCACCAUGGCAUCAGUAGACCUGCUCAUCGUGGCCGUCGCCAUCCUCCUCCCACUCCUAUGGUGGUUCCGCGAGUCGCUCCCCUUCAUCGGCGGCAAGCCCCGCCAGUCGGUCGCCGGUGCGUCGGGCGCCAAGGCGGGCGGCGCUGGCGCCGGCGGCUUUGACGACGACGACGACCCGCGCGACUUUGUCGGCAAGAUGGAGAAGCUCGGCAAGCGCGCCGCUGUCUUCUACGGCACCCAGACUGGCACGGCUGAGGAGUACGCGAUCAGGCUGGCCAAGGAGGCCAAGUCGCGUUUCGGCAUCUCGUCUCUUGUGUGCGACCCCGAAGAGUACGACUUUAACAAGCUCGACCAGAUCCCCAGCGACAAGGCCGUCAUCUUUGUGCUCGCGACGUACGGCGAGGGCGACCCCACCGACAACGCGCAGCCCCUGUUCGAGUUUAUUCUCGAGGAGAACGUCGAGUUCAGCCAGGGUGGCAACACGCUCGAGAACCUCAACUAUGUCAUCUUUGGUCUCGGAAACCGCACCUACGAGCACUUCAACGAGACUGCCCGCCAGCUCGACCGCCGCCUGGCCGCCCUCGGCGCCCACCGCAUCGGGGAGCGCGGUGAGGGUGACGACGACAAGGCUCUCGAGGAGGACUACCUCUCGUGGAAGGACGGCAUGUGGGAGGAGUUCUCCAAGCGCCUCGAGGUCGAGGAGGGCGGCGCCGGCGAUGUUGCCGACUUUGUCGUCACCGAGGUCGCUGAGACGGUCGCCCCCGAGAAGGUCUUCCACGGUGAGCUGUCUGCUCGUGCCCUCGUCGCGUCGGCCAACAAGUCGACUACCCCUGCCGGCUCGUACGAUGCCAAGAACCCCUACCCUGCCCCCGUUGGAACCUCGCGCGAGCUCUUUGCCGUCUCUGGCGAGCGCAACUGCGUCCACAUCGAGUUUGACAUUUCUGGCACUGGAAUCUCGUACAUGCACGGCGACCAUGUUGGUGUCUGGCCCUCGAACCCCGACGCCGAGGUCGAGCGCGCCCUCGCUGUGCUCGGUCUCUCGGAGAAGCGUCACACGCCUAUUGCUGUCGAGUCGCUCGACCCCGCCCUCGCCAAGGUCCCCUUCCCUACCCCGGCCACGUACGAGUCCGUCUUCCGCCACUACCUCGACAUUUCCUCGCUUGCUUCCCGUCAGACCAUUGCCUUCCUCGCCCGCUACGCGCCCAACGAGCAGGCCAAGGAGACGCUCACUACCUGGGGUACCGACCGUGAGGCGUACCACGAGUACGUUGACGGCCCCAAGCUCAAGAUUGCCGAGGUCCUCCAGUCGGCCGCCCGCGACUCGCUCACCCCGCCCUUCACCAACGCGACCGUCUGGCCCAUUCCGUUUGACCGCAUCAUUGGCACCCUCCCCCGUCUCCAACCCCGUUACUACUCGAUCUCGUCGUCGUCCAAGCUCAACCCCAGCUCGGUUCACGUCACCGCUGUCGUUCUCAAGUACGAGUCGGGCCCCAGCAAGGACCACGCCGACCAGCCCCGCUGGGUCUACGGUCUGAGCACCAACUUUAUCCUCAACGUCAAGCUCGCUUCCGAUGCCAACGGUGCCAACAAGGGUGCUCUUACCAACGGCCACGCCCACACUGGCGGUCUUGCCGGCAACGAGGCUUCGAUCCGCCUCGACGGCCUCCCCUCGUACAAGAUUUCCGGCCCUCGCGACUUCCACCUCCACGACAACAUCUACCGCGUCCCUAUCCACAUCCGCCGCUCGACUUUCCGUCUGCCCACGUCGCCCAAGGUCCCCAUCAUCAUGAUUGGCCCCGGCACUGGUGUCGCCCCCUUCCGCGGUUUCGUCCAGGAGCGUGUCGCGCUUGCGCGCAAGGCCAAGGAGAAGGGCGGCGAGGAGGCGCUCAAGGACUGGGCCCCCAUCUACCUGUUCUACGGAUGCCGUCGCGAGGACGAGGACUACCUGUACGCCGAGGAGUGGCCAGAGUACGCCAAGGAGCUCGGCGGCAAGUUCCAGAUGAUCACUGCCUUCUCGCGUGGACCCAACCGCAAGCCCGACGGCUCCAAGAUCUACGUCCAGGACCUUAUCUGGGACAAGCGCGACGAGCUCGCGCCUCUGAUCCUCGAGAAGCGCGCGUACAUUUACAUUUGUGGUGACGCCAAGAACAUGGCUCGCGCCGUCGAGGACCGCCUGUCGCGCAUGCUCGGCGAGGCCAAGGGCGGCACCGCCGAGAUCCAGGGCGCAAAGGAGCUCAAGCUGCUCAAGGAGCGCAACAGGUUCAUGACGGAUGUCUGGAGCUAGCGGAGUUGCAUUGUUGGCCAGAUCAGAAGGAGGAUGGUGCAUCGGCGUGAUCGUGAUAAUGAGAGCAGCAGCGCACUGUACACCUACGCCCGGACUGUAGAUGCUAGUGAUGCAUGGCGAGAGCAAUGAGAAG
Molecule: messenger RNA, 2436 nt
Organism: Vanrija pseudolonga
Lineage: Eukaryota; Fungi; Basidiomycota; Tremellomycetes; Trichosporonales; Trichosporonaceae
Gene: CPR
Product: NADPH--cytochrome P450 reductase
Exons: 2
Coding region: 24-2303 (759 amino acids)
Cellular component (GO): cytosol
Molecular function (GO): FMN binding; flavin adenine dinucleotide binding; NADPH-hemoprotein reductase activity
Source: RefSeq, a predicted model, not a curated record